AACAUGUGGCUUCGGGUGUUGUCAGUGGCGUUGGUGUUGUCAGGGGCGCUGGUGGCAGGCCAGAUAGUGUUCCCCGAGAAUGAGGACCUGGCAGCGGCGGCAGGAGCGGCAGGAGGGAAUCCCACGAGGGUCAUUAAUUCUCAAGGUCCCAGCGUCGACGCCCGCCAGCAGGGCAACGCCAACAUCUUCUUCCCGAAGAGCGAGGAGCAACAGCAGAUCCUGUGCAUCACGUACAAGAACGAACAAGGCAACUGCCGCCUCUUGGCGCAAUGCACCACCUUCUUCGCCGAAAUCGCCGAACUGUCUCGCUCUCCUUGCACCAUCAACGGCGAGCAGCAGGGCGUGUGUUGCCCGCCCACGAAGCAGGCCACGACGGACAUCGGCGUCCUGAUCAGCAAGCAGCCGACGCCCCUGACCGAGCCUGUGCCGAGCCUGGAGGUGCGGCAGCUGAACCACGCCUGCGAGAUGGGCAUCAGCCAGAUCACGGCCAAGGAGGCCUUCGAGGACCAGCUGCUGAAGAAUAACAUCGUGGCCGAGAAGGGGUCACCGGUGGCCUUACACGCACAGCUGUUCCAGACCUCAGACAAGAUCGUGAAGAAAUCUAAGGAAGCGGAGAUGAACGUCGCAGCGAGCGUCAACCUUGUGAAACAAUUUAACCUGACGAAGACCCAGGGAGGUUUCGGGCUGCCCAGGUUUGGUGUCCAGAAUACCAUCAUCGCCAACACGUGCCCUCAGGAGCCCCUGUGCCCCGAUACCAAGUACCGGGCCUUGGACGGUACCUGCAACAACCGCAGGAAUAAGGAAUGGGGCAAAGCGGGCACCGCCUUCCAGCGCAUCUUGCCUCCGGACUACCACGAUGGCGUAAACAUGCCCCGGCAGUUCUCCGUGACCGGGUCCCUCCUGCCUUCCCCGCGCUCGAUCUCGUCAAGUGUGAUCGUCGACCGCGAUGCCCGCUACGACAACUUCACGAUCCUCAUCAUGCAGUGGGGGCAGUUCCUCGACCACGACAUCACCCACACGCCCAUCACGAAGGGGAAGGACAAAUCCGACAUCACGUGCUGCAAGCGAGGGCAGCGCAGAGAGCCCGCGGAACUGCACCCGGCCUGCUUGCCUAUCGAGAUCCCAGACACUGACUCCUUCUUCAGCCAGUUCGGGCAGCGUUGCAUGGAGUUCGUGCGGUCGAUGCCAGCCGUUCGCCCCAAGUGUAACUUCGGGCCCAGGGAGCAGAUGAAUCAGAUCACGUCGUUUAUUGAUGCAAGCAACGUGUACGGAUCGACGGAGGAGGAAGCGAGGCCCCUGAGGUCCUUCGUGGACGGGAAGCUGAAGGUGAAGACGCAGGACGGGAACGACCUCCUUCCGCCGCACAGAGAGGAAUGCACCGACGCCUCCAGGCAGUUCCAUUGCUUCAAAGCGGGCGACAGCCGCGUGAACGAGCAGCCCGAGCUGGCCGUGAUGCACACCGUAUGGAUGAGGCAGCACAACCGCAUCGCCGAGGGCCUGAGGAGGCUCAACUCCGGCUGGGACGACGAGGUGCUCUACCAGGAGGCGCGCAGGAUCGUGGCCGCGCAGAUGCAGCACAUCACCUACAACGAGUACCUGCCCAUCGUGCUGGGCCGAGAAUUCAUGGAAGUGUUCGGACUCGUGCCCCAGGAGUCUGGCUACGCCUCCAACUACCGCGACGACAUCGACCCGAGCAUCAACAACGCCUUCGCAACCGCUGCCUUCCGAUACGGACACACGCUCAUUCACGGCACCAUGGAAGGCUACAGCAAAUUCGGCACCAUCGACCGCAACCUCCGCCUGAGCGAGCACCAGUUCUCCCCCUUCGUGCUGUACCAGAGGGACGGCGUGGACUCCCUUCUGCGUGGCCUCUCCAUCCAGGCCAGCCAGAAGUUCGACCAUUUCUUCAGCGAGGAGGUAGGCACGUGUGUGUGUGUAUGGCAGCUUCUGGAGCGCCCCCUUGACCUGGAUACCUUCAACUCCCUGCCCAAGGUCAUGCCCGGCUUCUGGGAGGUCGGCCUGCGCCUGAGCAAGCCCACGCACUGCCCGGUCGCGUUUAAGCAGCAGACGGAGGUCAAGAUCUCAGCCUCGACGCUCAUCAGAUACAAAUAUAAGUUCUUCCCCUCGAACGAGACCGAGGACGCGUGCAUCAACCAGUGGGUGUUCUGCACUCUGAAGGAGGACAACGCCGUGGGCUCUUUCAUCGUGGUGCCUCCCGAGCCCUCGGAGUACGUCCUCAAGGUGUACGCCGGUCCCGAGGAGCUGCUCGACGACGAGAACGCGGCGCUCGACCACGCCGUGACCUUCCUUCUGAUCUGCGAGAAGGCGCGGCGCCACCCUGUCCCCUGGCCGCUGCACGACGUGGCCUGGGGCCCGACGCCGCGCCUGUACGAGUGCGGCCUCGACCCCCUCAACCAGAGCGGGCCCGUCAUCAUCACGUGGGGCGGCAAGAAGCUCAUCUACUUCGAUAAGGCCUUCGAAGUCCUCAUCAUGUUCCAGGUUUUCGACGCGGAGGGACAGAUGCUCGAGGUCAAGGGCAUCAUAGGCAAAGACGAGACGGAAGAACAGCUCCGCCUGGCCAUAGUUCCUCCUGGUAUUGGGUACUAUAAGUUUCUUAUGUAUGGCAUUCCUCGUCCGCAGAUACAGAGGCUUUUCAACAAACUCAGGCUCACUCUACUAGGCUUUUCAGCACCCACUGAUGGCACCUCUUCGUUCUCUCUGGCGCCCCAGGUCCGAGGCCGCUGGAGGCUGCCCCUCCUCGCCUGUUACCUCAUCGAGUGCAAGAUGAACCUCGGCCACACCACGGAGGGGCAUGAAAAGAAGAAGUCGAAGUCACGGAAGAUGAAAAUAGCGGUUAGAAGCACAACUGAGGUUCGUUGCUCGACAGCCUUUCACACGCGCAAACCAAACGUUGGACAAUUAAGCCCCGAACACAAAAGUCAAGAUGAGUCUGACUUUCAUCGAGCCGCUCGACGAGCGCGCUCUACAACCAAAUAUCCCGUUCACACGGUCGAACAUCACUUCAAACAUGUGGUUGUCGAACCUGGCUCGACGAGCCACUCGUCCGUGUACACCCCGCUUAAAAGCUGA
Molecule: messenger RNA, 3090 nt
Organism: Penaeus indicus
Lineage: Eukaryota; Metazoa; Arthropoda; Malacostraca; Decapoda; Penaeidae
Product: chorion peroxidase-like
Exons: 19
Coding region: 4-3090 (1028 amino acids)
Biological process (GO): response to oxidative stress
Molecular function (GO): heme binding; peroxidase activity
Source: RefSeq, a predicted model, not a curated record